Sabethes cyaneus is the source of this 1323-nucleotide messenger RNA. It is a transcript of the gene bap, whose product is annotated as homeobox protein bagpipe. Gene Ontology annotation, cellular component: nucleus. Gene Ontology annotation, molecular function: DNA-binding transcription factor activity, RNA polymerase II-specific; RNA polymerase II cis-regulatory region sequence-specific DNA binding. Gene Ontology annotation, biological process: regulation of transcription by RNA polymerase II; cell differentiation. The record is from RefSeq and is a predicted model, not a curated record. The transcript has 3 exons. Bases 1 to 1323 code for a protein of 440 amino acids. NCBI's taxonomy places the organism in Eukaryota, Metazoa, Arthropoda, Insecta, Diptera, Culicidae.
AUGAGUUUGCAAACGUCCACGGUAAAAUCGAUCGUUUCGACUCCGUUUUCGAUUAACGACAUCCUAACGAGGUCACGACGCGGGGACAGUGAACGCCGAAGCUCGGUUGAAUCGUCCGGCAACGAGGAAGAGUUGAGUGAGCUGGGUAGAAUGAAGUACUAUAAAAGUGGAUCUUCGAUGGAUCACGGGGAGUUCUACGGAAAACUGAACAUGUCAGCAUACUAUCAUAAUAACAAUAAUAACAACAAUGGGUUCAGUUUGGGAAGUCUGCACCCAUCGUUACGGCGAGGAUCACUGGAUUGUUUUAUGGUUCCUGCGGAACGUUGUGAACAGCGUUUGGGGUCCAGGUGUCACAGUGAGUUGGGUGAUUGCGAUGGGGACCGGUACGAAAAGCCUAGAAGUGAAACAGGCGGUGAGUGCUUUCGGUUAAAGAACGGGCGAAACGACAGUCCCUUGGAUAUGAGACGUGCGGUCGAGAACGAAUCAGAUUGCGACUCGCCAUCACCUUACGGAAAUCACCUUUCGUUACACAAUGGCAUUCUGGCGUCGGACGACCUGCCGGCCGCCACUAGGAAAAAGCGUUCGCGAGCUGCCUUUAGCCAUGCCCAGGUCUUCGAGCUUGAACGUCGUUUUGCCCAGCAGCGCUACCUGUCCGGGCCAGAGCGUUCCGAGCUGGCCAAGAAUUUGCGACUCACCGAGACACAGGUGAAGAUUUGGUUCCAAAAUCGGCGCUACAAAACCAAGCGGAAGCAGAUGCAGCAACACGAGGCGGCAAUGUUGAACGCCACUAAGCGAGUUCCGGUGCAGGUUUUGGUACGGGAGGAUGGCACCUACGGGCCAGCUGCUGCGGCUGCUGCUGUUUUGGCCGGUCAACCACACUACGCUUCCGGACUGGAUCCAGCUCUGCUCAAUGUGUACCGACAUCAGAUUCAAAUGGCCUAUGGGAUGCCGGUACCACCGAUGCCGUUUUCCUACUUCUACCCGGCGUCCAGUAAGCUGCCAUCCUCAAUUCCGGCAAUGGCGGCUGUGGCCGCUGUUGCUUCGAAGCAACCGCUGAAUUUCUCCACUCGGUCACCCCCGGUGGAUCUGAAUGUGGAUCAUCCCCUACAGCCAGCUCACGAGCGUCGUCUGUCACCAGCAGAAAUGCGAAGCGCCAGGAAAAGUGACGAAGAAAUGGCCUAUGCCGAUCGGGAGCGUAAAACCACCGUCGGCGAUUGUGAACGAGAAUCGACCGCGGCAGGUCGGUGCAGCAGCCAACACGACUGCGAAAUGGUUUCCGUGGGGGAAGGUGAGGAGGAAAGUGAAAACGUGGAAAUUGAUUAG